AUGGUUUUCUCCACCAAGGAAGUUUUCCGAGUGCUGAAUGAGAGCCUUUCCCCGCCCUCUUGCCCAAGGGCUAUAAAGGCAGCUGCCUGCACAGCCAGCCAGCAGAAGCACCCUCAGCGAGGACACUGGGAGGGAGAGCAGCCACCCAGCCAGCCCCUGGAAGUAGCUCCCAGCCAAGCGAGCAGCCAGCAGGGCAGGUUCUGUCCCUCGAGUACACUGGCCCGAGGCGUCGCAUCUUCCUCUAGAAAGGCCGCCAUGAGCAGAGAGAGCAUGAUCAGCGACAUCGAGCUGGCAGAGGAGGCGCUCCCCCAGAAGGCGGCGGGUCCCCAGGGCUCCAGGCGCUGCCUGUGCCUCAGCCUCUUCUCCUUCCUGCUCGUGGCGGGGGCCACCACGCUCUUCUGUCUCCUGAACUUCGGGGUGAUCGGCCCCCAAAGGGAAGAGAAGUUCCCGAAUGGCCUCCCCAUCAUCGGCUCCAUGGCCCAGACCCUCACACUCAGGUCCUCUUCUCAGAAUGCCAGCGACAAGCCUGUGGCCCAUGUCGUAGCCAACCACCAAAUGGAGGAGCAGCUGGAGUGGCUGAGCCGGCGUGCCAACGCCCUCCUGGCCAACGGCAUGGAGCUCAAAGACAACCAGCUGGUGGUGCCCUCAGACGGGCUGUACCUCGUCUACUCCCAGGCCCUCUUCAAGGGACAAGGCUGCCCCCACUACGUGCUCCUCACGCACACCGUCAGCCGCUUUGCUGUCUCCUACCAGGACAAGGUCAGCCUCCUGUCUGCCAUCAAGAGCCCCUGCCCCAAGGACACACCUGAGGGGGCCGAGCCCAAGCCCUGGUACGAGCCCAUCUACCUGGGAGGGGUCUUCCAGCUGGAGAAGGGAGACCGGCUCAGCGCCGAGGUCAACCUGCCCCAGUACUUAGACUUUGCUGAACCUGGGCAGGUCUACUUUGGAGUCAUCGCUCUGUGAAGCGAACGGGCAGGCGUCUGUCUGUCCGUUCCCUACCCAGCCCCCACUUGGACCCUUUCAUUGUCUGCUCCUCAGAGCCCCAAUCCAUCUCCCUCAAACUUAGAAAGGGAGCUAGGACUCUGAGCUCAGAACUUUGCCGCUGUAACACUCAGAAACACGCGCUGCAGGGAUGGUGGCCUGGACGGUGGGUUCUCACGAGCCACCAUCAAGGAUGCA
This is a messenger RNA of Psammomys obesus (fat sand rat), 1179 nucleotides long. RefSeq names its product tumor necrosis factor (gene Tnf). NCBI's taxonomy places the organism in Eukaryota, Metazoa, Chordata, Mammalia, Rodentia, Muridae. Gene Ontology annotation, cellular component: cell surface; membrane. Gene Ontology annotation, biological process: tumor necrosis factor-mediated signaling pathway; positive regulation of transcription by RNA polymerase II; extrinsic apoptotic signaling pathway via death domain receptors. The record is from RefSeq and is a predicted model, not a curated record. Gene Ontology annotation, molecular function: tumor necrosis factor receptor binding; cytokine activity; CD40 receptor binding.